UUCCACAAAUUCGAGAAAUUCAUAACUACAACAAUGUUUCGUCGCCUAGCCUUCAAAAAUGGAAAACUUGCUCUUGUCGCUCUUUUACUUAUUUUCAUUUUUAUAUUUGUUAAUCGUGAUCCGAAUGGUGGAGAUGAGAGAAGAACACAAACCACGACAGUACAUUCAACCCGAUUCAAUGUGAAAUCCACGACGCGCAAACAGGCUAAUAAACCUGCUACCCCAAUCAAAGAAUUCUGUGUCUUCGAUCACAAAUGCAAAAUACCACGAAUUGAUCCAUUUUCCCAAGACGCUAUGACCUAUUUUAAGACACCCAAAUUUAAGGAAUGUACGAAUCAGCCAGACCUAUUAACCGUUCGAUUCGAUCGGCAGAAGAGACAAUAUGUCGUACACGUUAACGUACUUGUAUCCAUGAAACUAUUACCGAAUUUGUCCGACUUUAGCUGUGCCUACUCUGAGAUAAUGCGCGGACCGAAUGAUUCUCUAACCUGGAAUGUUGGGCCCUAUUAUUUUGACCAAGAUUGGGUCGUACCUCGUCGCAUUCAAGGUAUUAUAGUGGAGUGUUAUGAGUUCCGCAACAAAUCGCGAAUUAUACAACGCAACGCAUUUUCCUUUAUCCAGCAUCAAUCCGAUCGAGACGAGAAGAUCGACGAAGAACGCACUCGGAACCAUCCUAGCGUUAUAAUGCUGGGCAUUGACUCCAUGUCGCAGAUGAAUUUCCAGAGGGCAAUGCCACUCACAGCCCAGUUUGUACGUCAGCUGGGCUGGUAUGAGAUGCUUGGCUAUAACAAGAUUGGCGAUAAUACAUUACCCAAUAUGAUGGCUCUGUUGACGGGUCUUACAACGCGUCAGUGGCGAUCCAAAUGCGAUUUGGAAAAGCCAGGCUGUUUCGACUCAUUUACCUACCUCUGGAAUAAUUUUCGGAAUGCUGGCUAUCUGACUGCCUAUGCCGAGGACACGCCCAGCAUUGAUACUUUUCACUAUAUUUUGCCAGGAUUCAUUCGACAACCUGUGGAUUAUUAUCUACGCCCUUUUCUAAUGGUUAUCCAGCAGCUAUUAGUUACGGUAAAGCACUAUGGCUACGACUAUUGUCUGGGCCGCAGGCAAAGUUUCCGGUACGUGUUCGACUAUUGUCUGCAGCUGGUUCAGCGUUUUGUCGACGAGACGCCGAAGCCAGUCUUUGGGGUAUUUUGGUCAAAUAGUUUUAGUCAUGAUGAUUUUAGAGGCGCGGCAAGCGUGGACAAGGAUUUUGUGCGGUACCUUGAGCUGUUCAAGAAGCAUCGUUUGUUCGAAAAAGCAGUUGUCAUAUUGUUUAGUGAUCAUGGCCAACGCCAGGGAGCCCUGAUGGAGCUAACAUCAAGCUUUUUGGAAGAGCGAUUGCCUAUGCUGCACAUUUAUUUACCUCCCUGGUAUCGAAAGCAGUAUCCAGAGGUCGCGCAUGCUCUUGACGUGAAUCGUCGUCGUUUGAGCUCCACCGUAGAUUUGCAUUUGACCGUAAAGAACUUUGUCCAGCAGGCGGAUCCUGGCUUAUUGUUGGAAUCACCUUGCUUAAAAUGUCAAUCGCUACUUCAAAUCUUGCCCGUCAACCGCAGUUGCGAGGACGCGUCCAUACCCGAGCACUGGUGCACCUGUGACUCGUAUCUACAAGUGCCUUGCAGCGAUUUACUGAAAUACUGGGCCCGGAAAGUUGUCAAUCUUAUAAACAUGUAUCUGAGUACGAAUAAUUAUGACAAAAAGUGUCAUCGUUUGAAGCUCUCGAGAUUACAAAGAGCUGAGCGCAUGCAGCACUUUGAUGAAAAUGGGAAUGAUGUGAUGCCGUCUAGCAGACUUCAGACAUAUCGCAUCAAGUUCACCACCCAGCCAAAUGGGGGCUUGUUUCGUGCAACGUUUUUGACCGACUGGGAAGGUAAAGUGCAAGUACGCAAUGAAUUCAUAACACGUUUGAAUUCUUAUCGGAAUGAGUCAUUUUGCAUUUCUGAUCGCAUUGCCAAGAUGUUUUGCGCUUGUUUAAAAGCACGUCUAAAGACUUUAUAUGAUGUGAUUAAUAUCAACGAUAAUGGGACUCCAAUGGAUCUCUAAAAUAAAAUUUGCAAAUAAAACUACCACAACAGUUGUG
Molecule: messenger RNA, 2116 nt
Organism: Drosophila montana
Lineage: Eukaryota; Metazoa; Arthropoda; Insecta; Diptera; Drosophilidae
Exons: 2
Coding region: 34-2079 (681 amino acids)
Source: RefSeq, a predicted model, not a curated record